CACCCCAUGCUUUACCUUCCUACAAAAAUCAUCCAUUUACAGAAAAAUUAAACAACAACAGCUUCUCAAAGUCUUUCAAAGCUUCUUAAAGGUUUCUCCAAUUCACCAAGAUAUUAAUUAUAUACCAAUAAAAAAAAACAACAUGAGUUAUCUGAACAAGAUUUGGAUGGCAGCUUCAUUCGUAGCAGUUCAAGGAAACGCCGAUCACGGCGUCAAGUUGAAAAGCGGAAUCACCUCCGCUCACCGUCUCCAACGCAGGCUUUCCUCCGAUCUUCGUCCUCUCGCCGCCGCUGAUCUCGCCGGAGACAGUAUCCCAGCUGAAGAAAGACGUCGUAACUCUUCUUCAACCCCCGAUGAGUCUCUCCGCCAAGUCAUGUACCUCAACUGCUGGGCACAAGGCUAAAUUCUUAAAGUACGUCUCCCCAUCUUCAAAUGAUGGUGAUAGAUGACAACGCUUAUGAUGAACGAACCCGCUUGAGUCAGAUUCUUGAUGCAAACUGUAUAUAUAAGUUUGGUUUCAUCUCUGA
Molecule: messenger RNA, 527 nt
Organism: Camelina sativa (false flax)
Lineage: Eukaryota; Viridiplantae; Streptophyta; Magnoliopsida; Brassicales; Brassicaceae
Source: RefSeq, a predicted model, not a curated record